AUGCACGCCCUCCUUGGAAGUCCCGAAAAGCAACUAGUUUGCGCCGAGUUUAUCAAAGCUCUCGAGGACUGUCACGCCCAAGGCCUCUUAGCCAAAGUCACCGGCCAAUGUAAUAAACCCAAGAUGAUUCUGAACGACUGCUUGCGUGAAGAGCGUAUAGAACGAACGACGAGGAAUAGAGACGAGGCGAAAGAGAGGAACGCGAGGAAGAAGGCCGUUUGGGAAGCGUUGGAGAGGGAGAAGGCUGAGGAGAAGGCCAUCUGA
Cryptococcus wingfieldii CBS 7118 is the source of this 264-nucleotide messenger RNA. RefSeq lists its product as hypothetical. Gene Ontology annotation, cellular component: mitochondrion. The record is from RefSeq and is a predicted model, not a curated record. Bases 1 to 264 code for a protein of 87 amino acids. The transcript is spliced from 3 exons. Lineage: Eukaryota; Fungi; Basidiomycota; Tremellomycetes; Tremellales; Cryptococcaceae.